Molecule: messenger RNA, 1257 nt
Organism: Aureococcus anophagefferens
Lineage: Eukaryota; Pelagophyceae; Pelagomonadales; Pelagomonadaceae
Exons: 1
Coding region: 1-1257 (418 amino acids)
Biological process (GO): protein localization to membrane
Cellular component (GO): membrane
Source: RefSeq, a predicted model, not a curated record
AUGGUCUACGAGUCCAUCGCCGCGAAGCAGGACGUGAGCGUCGGGACCGUGGUCUUCACGUACGACGUGUUGUGGCGCGCGUCGAACGUCAAGUGGGCGUCGCGCUGGGACAUUUAUCUGUCCAUGGACAACCAGGUGAGCGACAAGGUCCACUGGUUCUCCAUCAUCAACUCCUUGCUGAUCGUGCUCUUCCUGUCCGUCAUGGUCGCCAUGAUCCUGGUGCGGAACCUCCACCGCGACAUCGUCCGCUACAACCGGACGCUGACCGACGAGGAGAAGGCCGAGGACCGCGAGGAGAGCGGCUGGAAGCUGGUCCACGCCGACGUCUUCCGCCCGCCGGCGUCCUGCCCCAUGCUCUUCUGCGUCGCCUGCGGCACGGGCGUCCAGGUGCUCCUGUGCACGACGAUCUGCAUCGUCUUCGCGGCGGCUGGCUUCCUGAGCCCCGCGAACCGCGGGUCGCUGGCGACGGCCGUGCUCGUGCUCUUCGUCAUGAUGGGCGCGCCGGCGGGCUACACGGCGGCGACGCUCUACAAGACCUUCAAGGGCCGGCUCUGGCAGAAGUGCACGCUGUACACGGCGUUCGCGUACCCCGGCGUGUGCUUCGUCACGUUCCUCUCCUUCGACGGCAUGCUCUACAGCUACGGGUCUACCGGCGCCGUGCCGCUGCUGUCCCUGCUCAGCCUGCUCGCGCUGUGGUUCGGCGUGUCCGUGCCCCUCGUCUUCCUGGGCGCGUACCUCGGGUUCAAGCGCGAGCCGCUGUCGUACCCCGUGAUCACGUCGAACAUCCCGCGCGAGGUGCCCGCGCCCCAGCCCUGGUACCUGAGCCUGGGCUUCACGACGCUCGUGGGGGGCAUCCUGCCCUUCGGGGCCUGCUUCGUGGAGCUCUUCUUCAUCCUGAGCUCCAUGUGGAUGGACCAGUACUACUACGUCUUCGGCUUCACCGCGCUCGUCUUCGUGAUCCUGAUCGUCACGUGCUGCGAGAUCACCAUCGUGCUCUGCUACUUCCAGCUCUGCUCCGAGAACUACCACUGGUGGUGGCGCGCCUUCCUCACCUCCGGGAGCACCGCGCUCUACGUGCUGCUCUACAGCUGCGUCUACUUCGGGCGCUUGGCGGCGGACGAGUGGUUCACCUACGUGCUCUACUUCGGCUACAUGAUCCUGAUUUCGUUGGGGCUCUUCGCGCUGACGGGCGCCUGCGGCUUCUUCGCCUGCCUCUGGUUCACGAAGAAGAUCUACGCGUCCAUCAAGGUCGACUAG